Molecule: messenger RNA, 2559 nt
Organism: Parnassius apollo (apollo)
Lineage: Eukaryota; Metazoa; Arthropoda; Insecta; Lepidoptera; Papilionidae
Source: the annotation of a GenBank genome assembly
AUGGAGGUAUUUAAUAAGUUUUAUUCUUCUGUCAGUAACACUGUAUCCCAAUUAUCCGGUGUGUUGCCUGGGAAUCCAGUAACAAGAGAGUUUGAAGCGACACAAUUUAUUGCUAGUGCAGGUCCAGGUCUCCUUUGGAAAGUCUAUAAAGGUUACAAAAAAUCAACAAAACAAGAGGCUUCGAUAUUUGUUUUUGAAAAGAAACAUCUCGAACGAUGGACAAAAGCUGACAGAGAUGUUAUGAUCGACAUUUUAAGGCGUGGUAUUGUGCAGCUUACAAAGCUUCGCCACCCGCAAAUACUUACAGUGCAGCAUAGCUUGGAAGAGAGCAGAGAAAGUCUUGCUUUUGCUACAGAACCUGUGUUUGCGAGCUUGGCGAAUAUUUUAGGAAAUACUGAGAACAUGUCACAACCUAUUCCAAACAAUUUAGUCAAUUACAAAUUGUAUGAAGUUGAAAUUAAGUAUGGUUUAAUGCAAAUUGCUGAGGGUCUUGCAUUUCUACACAAUGACGUUAAACUCCUUCAUCACAAUAUUUGUCCAGAAUCAAUCGUAGUAAACCAGCAAGGUGCUUGGAAGAUAUUUGGUUUUGAUUUUUGCAUUGCAAAUCAGAGUUCCCCAGGUGCUGCCCCGUUUUGGCCAUUUACAGAGUACUGUCAGGCUGUGCAUCCAUUGACUCAGCCUGCAUUGGACUACCUUGCACCAGAGUAUAUUUUGUCAGCCACCCAUUCACCGGCAAGUGAUAUUUACUCUCUUGGCAUGAUGAUCUAUGCUCUGCACAGCACAGGUCAUCAAACAUUGAGUAAUGUAGGAAAUGAUUACACAAAAUUUAAAAGAUUUGUCAAUGAAAUCAGGAAUCUGUCCCAAUCUCGUUUGCUUUGUGUAACUGAAGGCUUAAGGGAAUAUGUGAAGCUCAUGUUAAACACAACUCCUGAGCUGCGGCCAGACCCACAUCAGUUCCUCAAGAUUCCUUAUUUUGAAGAUGUUGGUGUCAAGACUUUAAACUAUUUGGAUUCAUUAUUCCAAUGGGACAAUUUACAAAAGUCGCAAUUUUAUAAAGGCCUGCCACAAGUGAUACAAAAAAUGCCACACCGUAUUUGUAUAUAUCGAAUUUUACCAUGUCUCGCCAAGGAGUUUGUAAACCCACCUAUGGUGCCAUUUGUACUUCCAAAUGUGCUACUAAUUGCGGAAAACUCAACUAAAGAAGAGUAUGUUAAAUACAUUCUUCCAGUAUUAAAACCAGUGAUGCUGAUUCAAGAUCCAAUACAAAUACUCCUAAUAUUUAUGCAGAAGAUGGAGCUUCUGCUGAAGUUGACUCCAGGGGAAGAAGUGAAGACUGACAUAUUGCCAAUGUUGUACCGAGCUCUGGAAUCUGAUGCUCAACAGAUUCAGGAACUUUGCCUGUCAGUGUUGCCAACAUUUGCAUCCCUUAUAGAUUAUCCAGCUAUGAAGAAUGCUUUAUUGCCCCGUAUUAAAAAGCUGUGCUUGGGUACAAACUAUAUUUCUGUGCGCGUUAAUUGUUUGCUUUGUUUGGGUAAACUGUUAGAACAUUUAGACAAAUGGUUGGUGUUGGAUGAGAUUAUACCUUUCUUACCUCAAAUACCAUCAAGAGAGCCUGCUGUUUUAAUGGGAAUUUUAGGCAUAUACAAACUAGCUCUUAGCCACAAUAAGCUUGGUAUAACAAAAGAAGUGAUGGCCACAAAAGUACUGCCAUUCCUGAUCCCGCUUUGUGUGGAGAAUGGGCUAACUUUGAACCAGUUCAAUGCAUUAAUAACACUUGUAAAGCAGAUGAUCUCUAAAGUAGAGUCUGAGCAUAGAGCCAAGUUGGAACAACUUAAUUCUAUACAGAAUGAGUCUAAAGUAAUGGAGCAAGCAUUAACAUCUACAUCGGACAGCUUAGUUCCUGCACCGACUCCACAGACAGACAUUGACAAGAUGUUCUCAGGCUUGGGUUUGGAUCCUUUUGCUUUCAGUAACAGUAAACAACUGGAAAAACCACAGCCUACUAGCAUACCUAGUGUUGGAGUUACUACAGGCUCUUUAAGCAUUGAAGAAAAACAAAGGUUAGCGACUCAACAAGAUACCGCCCGAAAAUUCUCUCGUCAACCGCCACCAACAGCUAUACCAGCCCCUCAAACGAAACUCCCAAAACCAGUAGAUCUAACGAGCUCAUUACUGGAAACCAAUCUUAAUCAAUUAACACAUAAACCGUUUUCAACAAUUCCAAACCCCCAACCCUCAAUUACUCAUAACACCUUAGCUAUGAACCAACCAAGUCCUAACUACAGUUCAAACUUGAUGCUGAAUUCCACAUCGUUGAACUUCGGAUAUAGCCAUAAUCCUACAGGAUUUAAUAGCCAGCCGGCCUUCCCAGCUAAUACGGGAUGGGCGGCGCCGACAAAUGCGAACUUUAAUAAUAAAUGGGCUAACGACCAGAACAACCAGACCAGCAUGAAGCAAGACUGGUCUGCUUUUGAAUCUCUCCUUCCAACUCAAAAUAAUAACAAUAGUAAUAGUGUUAAAAAGGAAGACACCAGUGAAAUGAUGGACUUGCUAAGUUAG